AUGGCGUCUGCUCCCCCGAUGAACGUGAUCGAGAAGAUCCUGUGCCACCAUGCUGUAGGCCUCUCCAAGCCUUACGUGCGUGUGGGCGACGUGCUGUGUGUCAAGGCUGACUGGACUAUUGCCAGUGAACUGACCUUCCAAGCUAUGGACACUAUGCACGAGGCCAUCGGCCGACCGCCUCUCCACCGCCCCGACCGCUUCUGGCUGGCUCUGGACCACACGGUGGACCCGCGUGUGAACCAUUUGCCUAAGCAGAAGGCGCUUAUUGAAAUGUCUACCAACUUCGCCAAGACCCAUGGGCUCACGGACUUCCAGCCUGCCAACACUACCAUCAUGCACACCGAGUUUGCUCGUAAGCGUGCGCAACCCGGCCAGAUCGUCAUUGGCGCUGACAGCCACACAUGCAGUGCCGGUGGAAUGGGCGCAUUUGCUGCCGGUUUGGGCGCUGGCGACGUCGUUAUGCCACUAGUCACGGGUCAGACGUGGUUCAAGGUGCCGGAAGUGUGCUACAUUGAGUUUGUCGGCGCUCCGAGCUUCGGUAUCGGUGGUAAGGACGUGAUUCUUCACAUCCUUGGAGAAUUGAAGCGCAACACCGUCGCGUUUGAGCGUGCUGUGUACUACGGCGGCGCAGGGCUCAAGUACCUGUCCGACGACGCUCGCUUUGCCGUCGCGAACAUGAGUACCGAGUUCGGUGGCAUUGCCGGCGUGUUCCAGGCCGAUACCAUCACUCAACGUGUACUCGAAGCACGCGAGUCUCACUUCGACGAAGCUCUGUUCUUUGAGCCGGACGAGGGAUGCAACUACGCCGCCCACCAUGUGAUCAACCUGGCUGAUGUCAAGCCGUUGAUCGCUCUGUACCCAUCGCCCGACAACUGUGUGAGUGUCCAGGAGAAACUCGGAAUGAAGCUGGAUGGGUGUUUCAUUGGUGCCUGCACUACCACGCAGGAAGAUCUGAUUCUAGGUGCAAUGGUGUUGCAACAAGCCAUGUUGGAGGGAAAACGUCCCUCGGCUAACGGCAACCGUCGUGUUACUCCCGGCAGUCUGGAGAUUGUCGACCGUCUAAAAGAACUUGGUCUGGUCCGUAUCUACGAAGAAGCAGGCUUCACUGUCGGCGUGCCGAGUUGCAGUUUCUGUGUCGGCAUUGGUGCCGAUGUUGCCGGCGAAGGUGAAGUGUGGCUUUCCAGUCAGAACCGAAACUUCCGGAACCGUAUGGGUAAAGGAUCGAUCGGCAACUUAAGUUCGGCGGCGGUAGUGGCUGCCUCCAGCUUCGAUAUGGAGGUGGUGGACCCUCUGCCGUACUUGGACAAGAUCAACAAGGACGACUUUGACCGCUACCGUAACUGGGUGGAGCCGGACUCGUCCACGCCAUCACCGGCCAAAACGACUAAGUCGUACACAGUGACGGAGCCCGAGCCCGUGCUCGCUUCGGGUAACGACGAAGUGACCGUCCAGCAGGCCAAGGAACAGGCUGCUGUUGCCGAAUUGGAAGCUGCUUUGCCACCUAAAUUCAGUGGCAAAGUGCAAAAGUUCGGCGACAACAUCGACACAGACGCUGUGAUCCCGGCCCAGUUUAUGGGUCUUAACAAGUCGUCGCCUUUGUGGCCUGCUGAGUGUGAGACAGAGCUGGAUGUGCUCGCUGCCAAGUCGUUUGCCUAUGUGCGUCCCGAGUUCCCGCAGAAGGUGAAAGAGGGCUUAAACAUCAUUGUGGCCGGUACGGCAUUCGGUAGUGGUUCGUCUCGUGAAGAGGCCGCGAUUUGCCUUAAGGCUGUCGGCGUCCAGGCCGUGAUUGCCAAGUCAUUCGCUUACAUUUACGCUCGUAACCAGCCCAACAACGCUCUGUUGGGCAUUGUCGUGACGGACGAGAAGUUCCACGAACUGGCCGCUGAAGGUGAGGAAGUUACGGUGGAUCUGCGUAACCGAGUGGUGAGUGUCAAGGACCACCAGGUGGCCUUCUCGUUGACGCAACUUGAGGAGGCAUUCCUCAACGGAGGCGGUCUGAAGACGCUCUUCAAGCAGCACAAGGCAGAUCUGUUCCGUGCCGCCAUGCGUGGCAAGGCGCCAAAGGUUAUUUCUUCGGGCGGUGUCGGCUGUGGCGAAGGUUGCGGCGGCGAGGCGGCGGCCACUCCGUCGUGGUAG
Phytophthora infestans T30-4 is the source of this 2136-nucleotide messenger RNA. RefSeq names its product 3-isopropylmalate dehydratase large subunit, putative. The record is from RefSeq and is a predicted model, not a curated record. NCBI's taxonomy places the organism in Eukaryota, Oomycota, Peronosporomycetes, Peronosporales, Peronosporaceae. Bases 1 to 2136 code for a protein of 711 amino acids. The transcript has a single exon. Gene Ontology annotation, molecular function: hydro-lyase activity.